Molecule: messenger RNA, 1870 nt
Organism: Lotus japonicus
Lineage: Eukaryota; Viridiplantae; Streptophyta; Magnoliopsida; Fabales; Fabaceae
Product: organic cation/carnitine transporter 3
Exons: 1
Coding region: 102-1694 (530 amino acids)
Biological process (GO): transmembrane transport
Cellular component (GO): membrane
Molecular function (GO): transmembrane transporter activity
Source: RefSeq, a predicted model, not a curated record
AUGUAUCCGUAUUCAUUCUCCACUCCUUUAUAAACCUUUGUGAAGUUAUAAUGAAGCAAGCUCUUUUUAUUUAAUAUUAUCCAUCAUCUCUCUUUGUUUUUAUGGCAGAUCCAACCCCUCUUCUCUGCCAAUCCAAUACCUCUUCUGACACAGAACCACCGCCAUCAUCCCCGAACAAACAACACCUUCCUUCUCUUGGCUCCACAAUAGAAAAGGUCAUAGGCGACUUCAACUGGACACAAUUCCUCCAAGCUCUUCUCGUUUCCUCCGCUUGGGUCUUCGAUGCUCAACAAACCUUCAUCACCGUCUUCACCGACGCACACCCGCCGUGGCACUGCACCCAACAACAAGAUGCUGGUGCUGCCGAAUCCUGCAGCACCAGCAACAACAUGUGCACCCUUGAGAAGACCUCGUGGGCCUGGGAUAGACCCACGAGUUCCUCCAUCAUAUCUGAAUGGGGUUUGGAGUGCGCGAGCCCCGUGAUGACGGGGCUCCCAGCCUCACUCUUCUUCAUGGGCUGCCUAGUGGGUGGGCUCGUUCUUGCCACGCUGGCCGACACCUCGCUCGGCCGCAAGAACAUGCUCUUCUUCUCAUGCCUCAUGAUGUCUCUCUCUUCUCUUCUCGCCUCGUUCUCUUCCAACAUUUGGAUAUACUCCUCCCUCAAAUUCUUAUCCGGGUUCGGCCGUGCCACCAUCGGAACCUCAUCGCUUGUCCUAGCCUCUGAGCUCGUCGGGAAAAAACGACGAGCUCAAAUAAGCGUUUGCGGGUUCUUCCUUUUCACCAUAGGCUUCUUGUCCCUCCCAGCUAUGGCUUACAUAAACAGAAACUCUUCAUGGAGAAACCUUUACUUGUGGACAUCAAUUCCCACCAUUUUGUAUUGCAUAUUGGUGAAGUUGUUCGUUCAAGAAUCCCCAAGGUGGCUUCUUGUGAGAGGAAAGAAAGAAGAAGCUUUAGCUUCAUUGAAAAUCAUCACCUCAAUCACUCAAAGCAAUCUUAACUUAGCCAUCAAUAGCAUUUUCCCCCAACAAGAAGAAGAGAACCUGAACGUGGACUUAUUCUCAGCGCUUAACAUUUUGUUGCGGAAAAAAUGGUCUUGUACAAGGUUACUGGCGGUUAUGUCCAUGGGUUUUGGAAUUGGAUUGGUGUACUACGGCAUGCCGCUUGGUCUUGGGAACUUGUCCUUCAACCUUUACUUGAGCGUCACGUUUAACGCGGUGUCGGAGCUACCAUCUUCCAUGGUUGUGUUCUUCAUGAUUGACAAGUUGAGAAGGAGAAUCGCGCUUCUAGCGUUCACUGUCAUUAGUGGCGUUUUCAGUGUGAUGUCGGUGAUGGAAUUUUUAUCAAGUGAGGUUCAGAUUGGGUUUGAGUUGAUAUCGUUUUUCAGUGCUUGUACUUCGUUUAAUAUCUACCUCAUAUACACCACGGAGUUGUUUCCAACUUGUGUGAGGAACUCAGCGCUGUCCAUGGCGAGGCUCGCGGUGGUGUUUGGCGGCGUGUUUAGUCCUUUGUUGGUGGGUACCGGUGGUGGUGGAGGAAGUGGAGUGGUUUGUUAUGGGGUUUUUGGGUUGGCAAUUGGGUGUAGUGGGGUGUUUGGAGUUUUCUUGCCGGAGACUAGAGGGAGAGCGAUGAGUGAUACCAUGGAUGAAGAAGAAAACAAAUAUAAAUCUGCUUCUGAUUUUAAUGUAUUGGCUUAACCUCUUAAUAAUUCCCAUCUGGGUUUAGUUAUAAAUCUGAUGAUGUUCACGAACAUGUUCAUAAUUGUCUGUGAAACCUUCGUUGUGUAAAAAGCUAGUUCGAAGGUUUUGAUAUGAUGUGUUUGGGUAAACAACCUAAUAAGUAUAUAAUGUCAAUAAACACUUAUUAGAGCUCA